This is a messenger RNA of Bubalus bubalis (water buffalo), 1439 nucleotides long. It is a transcript of the gene INSL3, whose product is annotated as insulin like 3. The record is from RefSeq and is a predicted model, not a curated record. Gene Ontology annotation, molecular function: G protein-coupled receptor binding; hormone activity. Gene Ontology annotation, biological process: adenylate cyclase-inhibiting G protein-coupled receptor signaling pathway. Gene Ontology annotation, cellular component: extracellular region. Lineage: Eukaryota; Metazoa; Chordata; Mammalia; Artiodactyla; Bovidae. The transcript has 2 exons. Bases 698 to 1093 code for a protein of 131 amino acids.
CCCUGGUGGGCUAUAGUCCAUGGGGUCACAAAGAAUUGGUCACCACUGAAGCGACUUAGCAUGCACACACACAGCCUAUCAAUAAUCAAUGUGGUGGUUAGACUGGCCCUGGGAGUUCUUAUUACGAUUGCAAGAUCCUUUCAGCAAUAACCAUUAGGAAAGUUUGAAAAAAUAAAGAUUUAUUAUUUAUAAAUUACAUGGCACACUUGGAGCCAGGUUCUCAUAGAGAAAGCAGCGUUGGCCUGGGUUCCUGCUUUUGUUGGGGUCAAGCACGGGAGCCUAGAGGUUUGUGGGCUCACUCUUAUUGGUGAAUUUAACAUGGGGUUGGAGAUUAAAGCAAAGAAGAGAAGAACAAACAAAACAAAAACAAAGCAAAAAAGCCCAGUGGCCCAGUAAGAUACUGAAGUCAAGAUGUCUAAAACAAAUGUGGGAAGAGGUGGUCAGGCUCUUUAGUCAUAUUUAUCAGGGAGCCAUGGUUGAAGCUAAUGCCUCGAUAAUCAAAGGAUGUCAGGCACUCACAUCAUAAAAAUGAGAAAACUCAACUAUCAGAGGUUCCACGAGGCUUGCCCUGACCCUGCCCUUGACCUCCCUGGGUCGUCCUUUGGGAAGGCUCUGUCCCCGCUCCAAGGCUCCCAGCUGGGGCAGGCCGGGCGCCUAUAAGGGGGAUCCCUGCUGGAGCCCGGUGCCUCUCACCACCAUGGACCGUCGUCCCCUCACCUGGGCUCUGGUGCUGCUGGGCCCGGCCCUUGCGAUCGCCCUCCGUCCUGCAGCCGCGCAGGAGGCGCCUGAGAAACUGUGUGGCCACCACUUCGUGCGCGCGCUAGUGCGGCUGUGCGGCGGCCCGCGCUGGUCUUCGGAGGACGGGCGACCUGUGGCUGGCGGCGACCGUGAGCUCCUACGGUGGCUGGAAGGACAACAUCUCCUCCAUGGGCUGAUGGCCAGUGGGGACCCCAUGCUGAUACUAGCCCCACAGCCCCUGCCCCAGGCUUCUCGCCAUCACCACCACCGCCGGGCAACUGCCAUCAACCCUGCCCGCCACUGCUGCCUCAGCGGCUGCACCCGGCAAGACCUGCUGACCCUCUGUCCCCACUGAAUCCUCCUGGGGCGUGGCCUUGGGGGAGCCUGAGACCCACAGGAGUCCAGUCUGGUGAACUCCUGAUGCCACACAGCACCAUGAAACCCCACAUCUAGGGGGAUGUUGUUGAUUACCUCCUAGGACAAGGUGCUCACCACCUCACCCAGGCCACCUGUCCUCUGGAGGACCAACUAGGGAUACCACCAGACCCCAAAUCUGGCUUGGAGGAUCCUUGGUUUUGCAGAGAUGCCAGAUACUCUUCUCAAAUGUUCUCACCUCAGAGGAGCCCCAGGUGCCCCGUUCCCUGCCUUUGACACCCUUCUUGUUGUCUCCUCAAUAGUAAAUAAAUAAGAUGCCUGCAAAA